Messenger RNA from Gossypium raimondii (Peruvian cotton), 2058 nucleotides. RefSeq lists its product as uncharacterized. Bases 560 to 1858 code for a protein of 432 amino acids. The record is from RefSeq and is a predicted model, not a curated record. The transcript is spliced from 4 exons. Lineage: Eukaryota; Viridiplantae; Streptophyta; Magnoliopsida; Malvales; Malvaceae.
UUAGAGAAAGGAACAAAAAAAAAUCUGAAAAAUGCAAGAGAAAGACAGACAGAGAUUUUAUGAAAUGGAAGAAAAAUAAUAAAAUGAUUUAAAAAUAAUCCUCGUGAUCUGCGAAAGAGUCUUACGUGAAAACCCAGAUUUGCCUUUAAAGCCUUUUGAUUUUGUUCCUUAUUAUUAUUAUUCAUUGUUCUUUAACUACCAAUUAUUGUUGGACAUUAUAUAAAAAGCUUGGCUUUUUACGUGGGGAAGGAGAAAAAAAGAAUUCAUCUUGGGGGGUAAAAGCUGUAAAAGGAAAGGAUUUUUAAUGUUUUUGUUUCUGGGAAAUUUGUUUCCUUCAACUUCUGUAUGAAGAAAAAGCUUCAUUCAAAGAUGAGGUCAAUUUGCUGUUUUAGAAAAAAGAACCUUGAAGGAGUCAAAAGGAUAAUUGAAGAAGCCCUGUUGCAUUGUUAGGUGGAUAAUGAAAUUUCAGCUUGAGACACUGGAGUCUCUCUCUCUAUAUGUUCAUUGAGUUGUUGGAGCUUAAAGCUUUUUAUACGAUGGGGAAAUAUUUGUGACAAUAAUGGAUCCUCAGGCUUUCAUUAGGUUGUCAAUAGGCUCACUAGGUCUGAGGAUUCCUGGUCCAGCCCUGAAAUCUUCAAAAGCUGGAAUUCAUGCAUUCUCUGCCCCAUGUUCAUGUGAGAUACGACUCCGAGGUUUCCCUGUCCAAACAACACCAAUUCCUUUAGUAUCCUCCUCCGAAGUUACACCUGAUAUUCACAGUAUUGCCACUAGCUUUUAUUUAGAAGAGUCUGAUUUGAAGGCUUUGCUAACACCUGGCUGUUUCUAUAACCACCAUGCUUAUUUGGAGAUCACUGUCUUCAUGGGGAGAAAGGGCACGCAUUUUGGUGUCGGAGUCAAGAGACAGCAGAUUGGGACAUUCAAGUUGGCGGUGGGUCCUGAAUGGGGUGAAGGGAAGCCAGUUAUUCUUUUCAAUGGAUGGAUCGGGAUCGGUAAAAACAAGCAUGAAAAUGGAAAACCAGGAGCAGAACUUCAUUUGAGAGUACAACUAGAUCCUGAUCCAAGAUAUGUAUUCCAGUUUGAAGAUGUGACAAUGUUAAGUCCUCAGAUUGUACAGCUCCAAGGUUCUGUAAAACAACCGAUUUUCAGUUGCAAAUUCAGUCGAGACAGGGCAUCACAGGUUGACCUAUUAAACGCUUACUGGCCAGGUUCUGCUGACAAUUUAGACAUAGAGACCGGUAGAAGAGAGAGGAAAGGAUGGAAGGUGAAGAUACAUGAUCUGUCCGGCUCGGCUGUUGCGGCAGCCUUCAUAACCACUCCCUUUGUGCCAUCAACAGGUUGUGAUUGGGUUGCCAAGUCCAACCCGGGAGCUUGGUUGAUUCUUCGUCCUGAUGUUGUGAGGCCAGAGAGCUGGUUACCUUGGGGAAAACUUGAGGCAUGGCGUGAGCGUGGCAUCAGAGACGCCGUAUGCUGCCGAUUUCACCUCUUGUCUGAAGCUCAAGACGGAGCAGAGGUUCUCAUGUCUGAGAUACGUAUUAGUGCUGAAAAGGGUGGGGAAUUUUUUAUCGACACCGAUAGAUUAAUGCGGCAAGCACCAACUCCUAUACCAAGUCCACAAAGCAGUGGAGACUUUUCAGCACUAAGUCCGAUCUCUGGUGGCUUUGUAAUGAGCUGCAGAGUCCAAGGGGAAGGUAAGAACAGCAAGCCAUUAGUGCAACUGGCCAUGCGACACGUGACAUGCAUAGAAGAUGCUGCCAUCUUCAUGGCCCUCGCGGCAGCCGUUGACUUAAGCAUCGAGGCAUGCAAGCCUUUCCGAAGAAAGUUUAGGAGAGGCUCCCGAGGCUCUCGCCAUUCUUUAUGAAAAAAAAGAACAAAGAAUUAAGGUGAUUUGUUUCCAUGAACAAAGUAUAGCUCUAUAUUUGCUUUCAUUUCUGUAUAAUUUGGCAUUGUGUAUAGGAUAUUUUGGUUUAGGUUUUAUCAAAAUAUUGUUUAUGGUGUCAGUACAGCCUAUAAAUGACACCUAUCUAAUCUAUCCAGUCUUCAAGCUGGGGACUUUGUACA